AUGUUAGAACAUAAGAGAAAUCACUCUUAGAAAAUUAGAACUGUAUUAAUAAGAUGUUAUGAUAAAUAAGUGUCAAUUGAAAUAGCAAUGGAUAAGAGUGUAGCUGAUCUAAUUAAUAAAGUAAACCUAUUUUAAUAUAUUAGUUACGUGAACAUACAGCAACUCCGAAUUCGUAAUAGUUAGUUGCUCUAAAAACUACUUCAAACUCUAUUACAAUGGAUUAUAUAUUAUCUGUGCCAGAAGAAAGAGGUAUAUACUUUUAUUAAUCAUAUAAAUUCAGCUUAACUGCCCAUACAUAAGUUGAAAUAAGAACCUCUUAUUGCUAUCUAUAGAUAAAAUGUUCAUAAAUCUAAUCUCACUCUUCUAGACUUUACUUUUGAAAGAUGCAUUGGUAAGGGAGGUACUUCAGAAGUGUAUCUGGUACGUCAUCAUAUGUCUGGACGAUUAUUUGCACUUAAAAUGAUCAAAAAACAAUAUAUUACUGAUUGUAGAAGACUUGAACAAAUUCUUAGAGAAAAGAAAAUUCUCUCUCAAGUUCUUAAUCAUUCUAAAUUCAUUAUACCCUUAUAUGCAACAUUUGCUACUAAAGAUCAUCUAUGCUUUUUAAUGGAAUACUCUCCUGGAGGUGAAAUGUUUUAUCAUCUAUAAAAUUAUCGUUUUACAGAUGAUGAAGCUAAGGCUUACAUUACAGAAGUCAUCUGUGCUCUUGAAGAACUUCAUUAACAUCGUGUCUUAUACAGAGAUUUAAAAGUAAUUAUUCUUAUUUUAUAUUCUAGCCAGAAAAUAUACUCAUCGAUCUCAGAGGCCAUAUUUAACUCACUGAUUUUGGUUUAUCUAAACUUGAUCUAACUGAAUAAUAAUUAACCAAUAGUUUCUGUGGAUCUCCUGAAUAUAUGCCUCCAGAAAUUGUUAAUAGAUAAGGUUAUUCCUAUCCUGCUGAUUUCUAUACCUUAGGAUGUCUACUCUAUGAAUUAUUAUUAGGAUUACCACCUCAUUACUCAUAAAAUACUGAAGAAAUCUUUCACAAAAUUUAAAAUGAAGAUAUUUCAUUCCCUGAUGACUUAAGCACUGAUCUCAUGUCAUUAUUAUAAAGUCUCUUAAAUAAGAAUAUCAAUCAAAGAAUUCAUGAUUUCCAAACUCUCAAAAAUAACUCUUGGUUUAGUAAUGUUGAUUGGCAAGUCAUCAAAUUAAAAAAAACUAAUCAAAUGCCUAUAUUCAUUGAUAUCUAUGAAACACACAUUCAUCAAGAAUUUUUAAAGAUUGAUGUUACAGAUCUGAAUCGUAAAAAUGAAAUUGGUGAAUUAAUCAGUUAAGAAGAUCUCUUUGAUUUUUUCAACUAUGUUAAUGAAACAUACAAGGACAUCUUUUAAUUGAAAUAAAAGAUGAGAGUUCAAAGUGAUCAUCUAAUUGAUAAAAAGCUUUUGUAAAUGAGUUAAUCUACUACAAAAAAGAAAAAUCUUUAAUUAAAUUUAUAAGAAAUAGACAAAUAAUUUUCUAAAACUCAUACUUAAAAGUAAUCACUUACUCCAUAGAGCAUAAUGCCUUUGUCUUUAUUACGUAAAUCAUUUUAAUAGAUGAUGAAAGAGAAACCAAGAAAGAGUUAAGACAAUCAUCCAACUUUAAGUACUGUUUUAUCAGAGCGUCCUAUAAUAGAUCGUAAUUAUGUAUAAUAUUAUAUAAAUUUUUAAGAUAUAAAGAAUGCUGUAAACUCUAACAAGCAAGAAGAAACCACAAAGCCCUGUACACAAUGAAUUGUCUUGGAGACCACCUCAAGUUAAAAGAGGCCCUAGUUCAUCAACUCAUUUGAAAUCAUCUAUAAGUUAACGAGGAUAGAGUUCGACAAGAAAAUAAAAAUGA
This is a messenger RNA of Paramecium sonneborni, 1857 nucleotides long. NCBI's taxonomy places the organism in Eukaryota, Ciliophora, Oligohymenophorea, Peniculida, Parameciidae. The record is from the annotation of a GenBank genome assembly.